Messenger RNA from Acipenser ruthenus (sterlet), 2952 nucleotides. RefSeq names its product cysteine-rich hydrophobic domain-containing protein 2. The transcript is spliced from 6 exons. The record is from RefSeq and is a predicted model, not a curated record. The coding region runs from base 205 to 705 and encodes 166 amino acids. Lineage: Eukaryota; Metazoa; Chordata; Actinopteri; Acipenseriformes; Acipenseridae.
GUUACCCGGUCUCUCUCGCGAUGAGAAGUGCAGCCUUCUCCAGUGCUUGUGCUGCAGCGGAUGUUGUUGUUAUUCUGUGGUGGUGGUCGGUGAAACUUGUGAUCCCUGUUUGAAAUUAUAAUUGUUUUCUGCUUGUAAUUUUGCUCUUGUCAUUGGGGCUUUUUCUCUCGGCGCUUCGCCUGCGCAGCGUAGCGUAGGGAACUGAUGAUGGCGGACUUUGAUGAGAUCUACGAGGAGGAAGAGGACGAGGAGAGGGCCGUGGAGGAACAACUGCUCAAGUACUCUCCGGACCCGGUGGUGGUGCGCGGAUCCGGCCACGUCACAGUGUUUGGACUAAGCAACAAAUUUGAGUCGGAGUUUCCCUCAUCAUUAACCGGAAAGGUUGCUCCAGAGGAGUUCAAAGCCAGCAUUAACAGGGUUAAUAGCUGCUUAAAAAAGAACCUUCCUGUCAAUGUGCGGUGGCUGCUUUGUGGCUGCCUUUGCUGCUGCUGCACUCUAGGCUGCAGUAUGUGGCCUGUCGUUUGUCUCACCAAAAGGACACGAAGAUCGAUCGAGAAGUUGUUAGACUGGGAAAACAAUAGGUUAUACCACAAGCUGUGCUUGCACUGGAGGCUGAGCAAAAGGAAAUGCGAAAGGAAUAACAUGAUGGAAUAUGUCAUCCUAAUAGAAUUUUUACCGAAGACCCCAAUCUUCCGACCAGACUAGCAUUUGAUGUAUUUCAGAGACUCAUUUCAGUGUUUUCCUUCCAAUGGUGCCUUGCUUGGUACUGUUCUGGUGGUGACAUAGAAAUGGUCUGACAAAACCUUUGUGGUUUUGCCCUUUUGUGUUUUCAAUAGAAAUGUUUACCACUUCCCAUCACUGCUUCCAAACCAUAGGUCCUGUUUUAUCCUCAAGUCUUACCCUAAUCACCUGUCUUGCUUUGUACUUGAACACACCCUAAAACCGAGUAACAGAAAAGGAAACCCAUCUGCUUGCCUGAAACCUUGUACAAAUCAGCAGUUUUUGUUUCAUCCCUGUAUAAUUCUGAUUGAAAGUCUUUUAAUGGGAAAACAUCUUAGUGUGUCCUUAUUUUUUCCAUCAUGUGUUAAACAUUCCCAUAGUUAAAUUUAUCUGUUUGCUACAUGCUAGCUUAUCUGACAUCAAAGAGCUCACCUUUAUUUUAUAAUGAAAUCUUGUCAGCUGGUUCUGCAAAAGAUCUACCUUAUUCUUGGAAAUGUAAAUGAUUUUAUAUGGAAACAAAAUCAACAAAGGGUUUUGCAUGUUUUUGACCAUUGCUGAGGCUCAGGACCUUACAAUGCACUCUAGAAUGGAUAUCUUCUUUUUUCAGGUAGCUGCCAUAUUUAAUGGCUUUGUUGAUUAAUUUGUUUGCCUUGUUUACUUUUUUGUACAUAUGGGGGGGGUGUAAAAUAUCUUACAAAAACAGAUGUUUACUUUUUACCAGUAUAGUUUAGUGUAUAUACAGUAUUUACUGUAGUUAUGUAACAGUCAGCAAUACUGUCACAUAUUGGUCUAUUGCUAAGCUCAAGCAUGUCAAGCAUUUUGAUAUAUGAUAUAGUUAAAUAAUUUACCUUAAGCCAAAAACCCUACUGCCGAAUGUUUGUGUUUUGUUUUGUUUUUUCUCCCAGAUAACGUGUGAAAAAAUUAUGUUUUCAUCCCUCCAGGUUAGAUCAAUGUAUUUUUUGCUUUAUUUUUUGUAUGUUGGAUGUGUGGUAUUAACUUGGGUCAGGCCAGUAUUUAAUUAUUAUUUUUUUUUUAAAUAUAUUUUGUAACAAACACUAUCAGUUGUGCUUUAAAUAUGAAUUAUGAAACACCUUAAUGUGGGGGAGAGGUGUAUCUGUCGCAUUUUAUAUGAUGGAUUAUUUCUUCAAAAAGGUCAAUCCGGUAAUGUUCAUUCACUGUAAUAGUUUUAAGUAAACAUUUAAACUUUAUGCAACAAAACCCAUAUAUAUAUAUAUAUAUAUAUAUAUAUAUAUAUAUAUAUAUUCUUAAACUAUGAUCAUACAAAUAAGGAGCAUACAAAUAAAUCUAUGCUUAUUAUAAUUAAAAAAAAAAAAAACCCACAUAUCUGUUGGACAAGUAUUGUCCUUUAUUAUUAUCCAUACUUUCAUAUGUCUUGUUGAAACAUGUUUUAUGCUUAUAGGAUGUCAUUCGAGUUUAACUUUUUUUUUUUUUUUUUUUAAGCUUUACAACCUUAUUUAAAUGAUUCAUAAACUCUACAUUUUGUUGGAUAACUUGGCCUAAAUUAUAUGAUAAUUUCUUUACUUUUAAUAUAUUUGCUGGAUAGCUAUAUUCAGUUCUACAGACAAUUUCCUGUGACACUAGGGAUUGGUUCAUUUUGUCUUGACAAACCUUGGUAUAUCACUUAUCAAAUAUUGUUGCACCCCGAAGAUCUACUGCUCCAUGAAUUUAUAUAUAUAUAUAUAUAUAUAUAUAUAUAUAUAUAUAUAUAUAUAUAUAUAUGGCCGUCUAGUACUGGGGGAACUACGUCAAUGUGGCAUUCUUGCUCGGAUGGUGUGCUAUAAAUAUUGUAUGACCAAAAUGCGUCCUAAAAGUCUUAAUAAAAUACAUUGGUUUAAUGGGGUUACCAAAACCUUGAAUUUCCAAGUUUACGGUAUUCAAGUACUUCAAUAUAAGCUCUGCUGUUGUGCUUUACAGUAUACACUUGUGAAGCACAACACUUUUGGUUUAUGCCAACUUCAAUAUUUAAAUGAGAGGAACUCCAUUAAUCUUUAAGACCCUAUAAUGCAUAGAAAGUUUUUUGUUUUGUUUUUUCCGCAGCAUGUAUGAUACAUGAUACUGGAAUCCUAGUUUGAUGUACUGUAUUUGUUUUUUUCAAAUGUGUUCUACUUUAUCAAGGGUCCUGGCCCAAGGAUGAAAUGCAUUGUUGUAUGGUUCUUUUAAGAUUAUUUAUGUUGUAUCACCAGUAAUAAUAAAAAAAAAAAUUAAAAAAUC